Danaus plexippus (monarch butterfly) is the source of this 2590-nucleotide messenger RNA. RefSeq names its product multiple C2 and transmembrane domain-containing protein-like. The transcript is spliced from 14 exons. Gene Ontology annotation, molecular function: calcium ion binding. The coding region runs from base 197 to 1969 and encodes 590 amino acids. Gene Ontology annotation, biological process: regulation of neurotransmitter secretion. The record is from RefSeq and is a predicted model, not a curated record. NCBI's taxonomy places the organism in Eukaryota, Metazoa, Arthropoda, Insecta, Lepidoptera, Nymphalidae. Gene Ontology annotation, cellular component: synaptic vesicle membrane.
UCAUGUGGGAAUAAUUAAAAGAUCUCAAGAAUACAAUAAGCUGAGUGUUAUUUUUUUUUCUUGAGAAUAUCUAAUAAAGUUGUUCUGAUGCUGGAAACAGUUGAAUCUCAGUUAUGACGCGUUACACGUGACGAGGUAUCGCGAGUGCUGUGAUAUUUGUAGUUGUUUGAAACUUAUUACUGGUCCCCGGAAACGAAUGUUGCAGGGAAUAAUGUGGUCACUUCCGAUUCCGGACGGCCUGGUAAUGGACCCGAUGGCGCCCACCGCGCUCGCCGUCCCCGAUCAGCUGAUGGGACGCAUCGGCAGUGGGCUAAGCAUCCUGAGAGACCACGGAAAGAAAGUUCAAAAGUAUCUAUUGAAGAACAGAAAAUUUGAAGUUCUGAAGAAAUCAUGGUCCUCGAUUGUCAACAUUGUUUUAAUAGAAGCGAAAGACUUGCCGGACGCACCGCCAACUACAUCAAACAGUCUCUAUUGCAAGUUUAAGCUAGGAAACGAGUCCCAUAAGUCCAAACAAGUACACAAAAACAAACCUAUAUGGAGGGAGAGGUUCAACUUGUAUCUUUACGAAGACAGCACACUUGAGGUCAAUGUCUGGCAUAAGACUAAGCAAAAAAACUUUAUGGGCAGAUGUGUUAUCGACCUGGCCCAGCUAGAGAAGGAAAGAACCCACGAUAUCUGGCAGCCUCUAGAGUGUGGCUUUGGAUCCUUGCACCUUCUGAUCACCUUGAGCGGAUCGGAAAGGUGUCAGAACGUAGCUUCUGAUAACGUCGUACCAACGAAUGGUAUUCAACAGGACGCUCCUAUUGAUGAUAAAUUUGUCUGGUACAAAUUUGACAAUUGGAAUGAAGUAGGUAGAUUAUCAAUAACAGUACACGGAGCGAAAGGCUUGUGCGCUCUUAAUAUAAGUGGUAAUGUGAACUCGUUUUGUGUUCUUGAGCUAGACAAUUCAAGAAUACAGACACACACCAUCCGCGGAACAGCGGAACCUAAUUGGAAUAAAACAUUCACUUUUUGUAUAAAAGACAUCACAUCAGCGUUAGAUAUAACUAUAUACGAUGAAGCGAUGCUGCAAUCGAUGAAGGGUGAGAAGAUCGGUAAAGUAACAAUCCCUCUGUUGAGGAUAAACAACAAUGAGAAGAAAUGGUACGCACUGAAGGAUCGAGCGAAAAGACACAGCGCCAGGGGGAACUGUCCACGGAUAUUAUUGGAAAUGUCGGUCGUAUGGAAUCCUGUUAAAGCAUCAAUGCGUGUAUUGACUCCAAAGGAAACAAAAUAUAUACAAAAGCCAACCAAGUUCGACAUACCAUUAAUAUACAGCAACUUGAUAUUUAUAAAGAAAAUAUUCAAAGUGUUUCAAAAUGGGAACGAAAGUUUGAAGCGUGUCUUUGAAUGGGAUAACACGGAGAAGUCAGCGUUGGCGCUGGCUGGAUGGCUCACCUUCUGGUACUUCUUCAGAAUGUGGAUGACACCACUCUUGUUAAUCUUACCGUUCGCACAUUACUGGCUUUUGCAGAGAAAUUGCAAUGCAGUCGUCCCCAUCAGUCAGGUGGACGAGGACAGUUAUUUCCAGAAUGAUGAAAAGGAAGCAAAGGAUGAUAAAACCAUCAAGACUCGCAUCUCGGAACUACAAGAUCUCACCAUAACGAUAAAGAAAGGAAUCGAUUAUAUCGUAUCUUUACUGGAGAGAAUCAAAAACUUAGUGAACUUCAGCGUGCCGUAUUUGAGUUACUUGAUCAUAUUAACACUAAUCGCGGCCUCCGUAGCGUUUUACGUAAUCCCGGCUAAUUACAUAUUCAUGGCUUUAGGUGUGUAUAAGUUUACGCGUAAAUUAUUAAAUCCAUCGAGACUUCCGAACAACGAUAUUCUGGAUUUCAUAUCACGGGUUCCCGAUGAUGAAAUGUUGAAACAAUGGCAAGAGUUGCGAGUUCCUGAACCGACACCAACUCAAGAUGAUUCUAAAAGCAGAUAACCAUUUUAAUGUACCGAUUCGGUACAGAAAAGAUGGCGUUUAGUAGCGUUUCAGUGCCAUACCAGGAUGCUUAGUCCAAGUCCACGCGUUAACAGGUUUUCAGUAGUUUAACGAACUAGAAAAGGGAAACGCUUCGUAUGUUGUACAUAUGACGAUGCAAACUUGUACUAAGCAUACUGAUGUUGCGUGGAAGGAAACAUUCCAUUAAUUCAAGAAACAUGUCGUUACAUAGUUGGUGCUAUUGUGAUAUUUUUACAGUGUCAUAGUAUAGAUGUAAUCACAAUUAUAAUUUGUUAUAUGAUAUUUAUGUUCCUUAUUUAAAAAUAUAUAUUUUUUUUUAUUAAUCGCAAAGAAUAAGGCGUUGAAUGAUGUGAAUCUUGUUUAUGUUAAUAUAUUUUUUUUAUUUAUAUAAUAAAUAAACAGUUGUAAAUUAUUGAUACCUCAAAUUGAGGUACUCUGGGAUCUCUUGAUAGAGCUCUCUGUGUAUUCUAAGCUCGGUUCGGGUACGCCUAAUUCCUUCCAAUCUUUCUGUAAAUAGAUAAUUAUAUUCAUCAAAUAUUGUGAUAUAUUAAUUAUAUGAUUUUAAUUUAAGAUUAAAUAAAAUUUUAAUAACUUUUUUUU